AUUACAAUUUGCGUGGAAUACCGUGAUUCUUGAGUGAGCCGGGAACCGGGUUAUGACCUGGUUUAUAAGGACGCGAUGAUGCGCAACUUCCGAUGGCACAUUCCCUACCCUAGCUAACCACAAUGCCUCCCAAAACCUUUAGCCAGAUCGUCCUUCGCGAACGCCCCGUCGCAGACAUUCUCCCCGAUACCUUCGAGUUCAAGACCAAGGCGUUCGAUGAACUCCAUGUCGGCAAGAGUCAAGCUCUAGUCCAAGUCACAUACCUUUCUCUUGAUCCUGCCAUGCGUGGGUGGAUCAAAGAUAGGCGAAGCUACAUCCCUCCAGUAAAAAUUGGGGAGGUAAUGCGCUCGGGUGCGCUUGGUGUUGUAUCGAGCGUGGGCGAGGAGAGUCAGUUCAAGAAGGGGGACCUGGUUUUUGGACAAUUAGGAUGGACAGAGUAUGUAGUUGCGGACGACAAGUCGUUGGAGAAGAUCUCGCCACCGCCGGGAUCAUCGUCCCUUGACUUCUUGAAUACCUUGGGCAUGACAGGUUUGACUUCUUACUCCUUUACAUAUGGCCUUCACGACGUCGGUGAGCUGAAAGCCGGUGAAACGCUAGUCGUAUCUGGUGCUGCCGGUGCUGUCGGCGCUCUUGUCUGCCAACUUGGAAAGCGUGCUGGCGCACGCGUGAUUGGCAUCGCAGGUACACCUGACAAGUGUGCCUGGCUCGAGGGCGACCUGGGCGUGGACAAAGCGCUCAACUACAAGAGCCCUACUUUCCGUGAGGAUUUCGGGAAGGCAGUAGGGUAUCUAGAUGUGUACUUUGACAACGUUGGAGGCGAGAUGCUUGAUUUAGCACUCUCGAGGUUGAAUCAAAAAGCAAGGGUGGUUUUAUGUGGUCCGCUCAUUUGUGUACUAGACGAUCCAAAGCCUAAGGGUAUCGUGCAGUAUUUGAACCUAAUCGCGCAACGUGCCAAGAUACAGGGUUUCAUUGUUUUCGAUUACGCCAAGCAGUAUCCACAAGCCGUCAAGGAAAUAGCAGCUGGACUGGCUGACGGAUCGAUCAAAAGCAAGUUCCAUAUCGUGGAAGGCCUCCAAAAUGCUCCAAGUGCGCUUCCUAUGCUCUUCUCUGGGGAGAAUGCAGGAAAAUUAGUUGUGAAAGUUUCGGAUGAGCCUCCUAUGGUUGCGAAUUUGUAGACCUGAUUUCCUGCUUCGUCUGUGACCCUGGUUUGUAUUGUGAGCUGCACCUGCACUCAGCCGCGCUGACAGAGAUACAGGCUCAAUUAGACCUGUCCCAUGAUGAAAUCGGCUAGUUUAUUUGUACUAUUUUUUUUACUCUCAAGUGGUGUCUACCACUCGCAUUCUGAUAAACCCGUGGCGGAGGAUCUUUGAUAUGCCAAAAGAUUGGACGCCAAAUCCCAAACAUGUUUGGGAGAGGGAGAAAGCAAAUUCAAAAGAUGAAGAGGUCGUUGUUA
This is a messenger RNA of Suillus clintonianus, 1453 nucleotides long. RefSeq lists its product as uncharacterized. The record is from RefSeq and is a predicted model, not a curated record. Bases 123 to 1175 code for a protein of 350 amino acids. Gene Ontology annotation, molecular function: oxidoreductase activity, acting on the CH-CH group of donors, NAD or NADP as acceptor. Lineage: Eukaryota; Fungi; Basidiomycota; Agaricomycetes; Boletales; Suillaceae. The transcript is spliced from 8 exons.